AUGGCAACGGCCAUAAAUGCUACUGUCGCUGCAUGGAGUCGUAUCUCCUUACAAUCACAAACUUGUAAUGAAGAUGAAUAUUUUGCGGAACUUGCUGAUGAAUUUUGUGAGAUGACUUGUGACAACAUGCACGAAGGAGAGAAAGAAUGUGUUAAACGAAAUGGAAGAUGUCUUUGUAACGAACCAAAUGUAAGAGAUAAUAAAACUCAACUAUGUGUCCAUCCAGAUGAUUGUUUUAAACCAAAAGCAAAACCAAUAGAAAAUAACUGUAAAAAGUUUGAGGCACCUUCAGCUUCUAUUGAAAAUUGCGAGAAAAAUUGCGAUGGCACACAGCUUUGUCCAAAAGUCGCAGGAGACUGCAUUUGCAUCUUUCCAUAUGAAAGAGAUACUUUCACUUCUGAAUGUAUUCUCCAAGCUGAAUGCUUGAACAGAAAAAAUCAAAGAGCAAUGGAAAAAGAAAAGGAGGAAUUGGAAAAGCAAAAGCAAAAAGAAAAGGAGGAAUUGGAAAAACAAAAGCAAAAAGAACAGGAGGAAUUAGAAAAACAAAAGCAAAAAGAAAAGGAAUUAGAAAUGGAGAAACAAAAGCAAAAAGAAAAGGAGGAAUUAGAAAAGCAAAAGCAAAAAGAACAGGAGGAAUUGGAAAAACAAAAGCAAAAAGAACAGGAGGAAUUAGAAAAACAAAAAAAAGGAAUUAGAAAUGGAAAAACAAAAGCAAAAAGAAAAGGAGGAAUUGGAAAAACAAAAGCAAAAAGAAAAGGAGGAAUUGGAAAAACAAAAGCAAAAAGAACAGGAGGAAUUGGAGAAGCAAAAGCAAAAAGAAAAGGAAGCACUUGA
Molecule: messenger RNA, 834 nt
Organism: Leptopilina heterotoma
Lineage: Eukaryota; Metazoa; Arthropoda; Insecta; Hymenoptera; Figitidae
Product: DNA ligase 1-like
Exons: 5
Coding region: 1-834 (277 amino acids)
Source: RefSeq, a predicted model, not a curated record